This is a messenger RNA of Annulohypoxylon maeteangense, 1471 nucleotides long. Its product is annotated as NAD(P)-binding protein. NCBI's taxonomy places the organism in Eukaryota, Fungi, Ascomycota, Sordariomycetes, Xylariales, Hypoxylaceae. The record is from RefSeq and is a predicted model, not a curated record. The transcript has 2 exons. Bases 528 to 1310 code for a protein of 260 amino acids.
AGUAACUAUUUUAACCGUAACCCGUGUAUACAGCGGCUUUUUAAUGCCUUAAAUAGACAUUAAAGAGAUAGUUAAUACCCUGGAUAGUACUUCAUAUGAUUCCUUACAAUAUUACUUACCUAGGUCAUGUCGCAACCAGAAACACAUUUGUAACAACACCACAAAUCUAUUUUCCACAACAUGAUACAAACGCUACUGAUUUGAAUAGAUCCCACUUUACGAGGACAAAAUCCCAAUGACGUCACUCCUAUCUUCUAUGACCACCUUCUUAUCUAUCUAGGCAGGUACACACAAUGGAUUGGUAAUACACCUCGAUGGCGCGAGCCAUACAUACAUACGAUCUAGACCUUGAAUGGAUAAAAAGGACGGCUAUGAUACUCCGUGAGACUUCAGCUCCACAUUAGCGAGAUUCUGUUACAAGCCGAAAGGUCCGAUCUAUUCUACUGGUAUUAAAGCAAGCUGUAAUCUACAUAAACCCUUCCACAUUGCGGGAAUAAGUGUGCGAAUUCACCUCUACUAUACUCAACAUGGCUCGUAUCUUUAUUACUGGCUCAUCAGACGGCCUUGGCCUACGCUCAGCGCGAACUCUCGCCCAGCGUGGACAUGACGUCUACUUACACGCACGCAACAAUCAGAGGGCGCAGGACGCCCGCACUGCGUGCCCAGAAGCCAAAGAUGUAUUUGUCGCAGACCUAACAUCGACGGAAGAGACCAAGUCGUUAGCAACGCAACUGAACCAGACAGGUCCCUGGGACGCCAUCGUACAUAACGCCGGUCUUAUGAAUGGCGUAUCUCAUCUCAAGGGCAAAGAGGGGCUCCCAGCGCUUUUUGCAGUCAACACCCUGGCGCCGUAUAUAUUGUCAUCUCUAGUCGAUCCCCCACCGAAACGCCUUGUGUUUGUCAGCAGUGGCAUGCAUCAUGGUGGCGACGCAUCGCUACGCAACAUUCAGGAAGCUGGAUAUAGUGACACCAAGUUACACAAUGUUUUGCUCGCCUUCUGGUUUGCCCGUAAAUUCGGGGAUAGGGGAGUUCUGAGCAAUGCCCUUAACCCGGGAUGGGUUGCAACGAAAAUGGGUGGCUCGAACGCCCCCGACAAUCUCGAUGCCGCCGUUGAUACUUAUGUGCUACUAGCUGAGGGAUCGGGCGCCGCUGAGGGCAAAACGGGCGGGUUUUGGUACCAGACCCGCGCCAGAACUUCGAAGGGACCGGGCCGUGAAACGAGUUAUGAGAAGUCGGCAGAAGAUGAAGCACGACAAAAUAAACUGGUUGAGAUUCUAGCCAGAAUUUCAGAUGUCAAGCCACCUCAAUAAUUUCACGAAUUCCAACCGGCUUAUAGUGAGCCCUGGACGACUCGUGCCACUAUAAGCAGUAAGAUGCUAGUUACAAGGGUGAUCUAGUAAUUAGAACGAUUUCUUGGAAUAGGUAGCUAAUAGCCACAUCCAACCAAUUAAUUUAGAUAUAAUGGCUAUCG